Molecule: messenger RNA, 688 nt
Organism: Linum trigynum
Lineage: Eukaryota; Viridiplantae; Streptophyta; Magnoliopsida; Malpighiales; Linaceae
Source: the annotation of a GenBank genome assembly
CAUCUCCGCACACAGAAGUUGUUUGCUUCCGUCUAAUCAUGGACACGAAGCACUGCAUCUCCAUCGCACUGGCUGUUCUCCUUGCGUUCUGUUCCUCUCGAGCUGCGUGCCGAAUCGUUUACGAGAAAUCCGCCGCUAACAGCACCGUUGUUGGCGGCGAAGCAACGGCCAAAUUCGCGAGGAUCAGAAAUGCCAAAGCCGAGCUGACGAUAAACGGGUUCCAGAGGGGCGGGUCAGGUGGCGGGCCGUCAGAGUGCGACGGCAGGUUCCACCCGGACGACACGCCCGUAGUGGCGUUGUCGACCCCGUGGUACGCUCACGGGCAGCGGUGUUUCCGGUCCAUCACCAUUCGGGGGCCCAAUGGGAAUUCGGCGACAGCACGCGUGGUGGAUGAAUGCGACGUCUCUCACGCCCACUGCAAGCCCAAUAUCGUCGACGCAUCCAAAGCCGUGUGGGAAGCCCUGAAGGUGCCGCACAACCAGUGGGGCCUAAUGGCGGUCACCUGGUCAGACGAUUGAUUGCUUUGCUCACUGUCGAUCACUCAAGUCGUUGGUGUCGCAAAAAUAUGGAUCGUAUGUACGCGUCGAAUAAGAUGUGAGAAAGAAAUUGAGUCUGUCAGGUUUAUCUUUCCAUUUUGAGUUUGUUUUGGGUGUCUUUUUCUUUGUUGGAAUAAAACGCUUAUCGUAGC